Molecule: messenger RNA, 3671 nt
Organism: Mucor mucedo
Lineage: Eukaryota; Fungi; Mucoromycota; Mucoromycetes; Mucorales; Mucoraceae
Product: putative mitochondrial translation initiation factor IF-2
Exons: 5
Coding region: 45-3539 (1164 amino acids)
Molecular function (GO): GTP binding; translation initiation factor activity; GTPase activity
Source: RefSeq, a predicted model, not a curated record
CCUGCUACUUUUUUCCACAUUAAAUAACACAAUUUUAAUUAACAAUGGCUAAAAAGAAGGGUGGAAAGAGAAAGGACGACGACUGGGAGGACCCAUAUGCUGAGGAAGCCGCAGCCGCCGAAACCAAACCCGAAGAAACCGAAGAAAGUUUUGCUCAAAGAGCCACUGCUUUCAGUGCUCUUGCCCAAGAUGAUGAAGAGGAAGACGGUUUAAUGGCCAUGGUCAAUAAGGCCGCCAAAAACAAGGUCAAGAAGGGAAAGAAGGGAAAGAAGCAACAAGUAGAAGAAGAAGAGGAGGAAGAGGAGCAAGCUGCUCCUGUUGCUGUUGCUGCAGAAGAAGCCGAUGUCGAUGCCGAUGAUUACGAUUGGGCUAAUGACACCAAGAAGGGUAAGAAGGGAAAGAAGGGAAAGCCUACCGAAUCCCCCGCUGAACCCGCUUCUCCUGCCCCCGCCGAGGAGGAAGGAGAAUUCCGUAUCUUGACCAAGAAAGAAAAGGAAAAGAUCAAGAAGGAUAAACUCAAGGAAGCUAAACGUUUAGCUGCUCUCGAAAAGAAGCAACAACAAGAAGCUGAAGAUGCUGAAUUUAACAGACUUCUUGGUUUGGAAGGAAAGGACGCUGCCGCUGCUGCUGGCGGUGAUGCUGCUGCUGCUGCUGGUGGUGAAGCUCCCGUCAAAUCCAAAAAGCAAUUGCUUAAGGAAAAGAAGGCAAAGAAAUUGGCCACCAAAGAAGUCGAACCUGAGGCUGCUCCUGUUGAAGAGCCCGUUGCUCCCGUUGCUGCCAAGGGUAAGAAGGCCAAGGGUGGUAAUGUUGCUGCUUUAAGAAAAAUGGUCGAAGCUCAACGUGCCAUUGAGGAAGCCGAACGUAAGCGUAUUGAAGAUGAACGUAAGCGUCUUGAAGAGGAAGAAAAGAGAAUCGCCGAAGAAGAAAAGAAAAAGGAGGAAGCUCGUGCUGCCAAGAAAGAGAGAGAGAGACUCAAGAAAGAGGAACUUCGUAGACAGGGUAAGUUACUUACCAAGUCUCAAAAGGAAGCUCAACGUAUCGCUCAAUUGCGUCACGAACAAUUAUUGGCUGCUGGCCAUAUUCGUGUCCAAGCUCUUGAAGAGACUGAUGAAAAGCCCAAGAAGAUUGUUUAUGGUAACAAGAAGAAGAAGGGUCCCACCAAGGAGGAACAAGAGCGUAAGAAGGCUGAAGCUGCCGAAAAGAAGCGUUUAGAAGAAGAGGAAAAGAAGCGUUUGGAGGAAGAGGCUAAGAAGGCUGCUGCUGAAGAAUCUGAGGAAGAGGAUGAUUGGGAGAAGGCUCUUGAGAGCAGUGACGAAGAAGUAAAGAAGGAGGAAGAAGAUCUCGAUAGUGAUUGGGAUGCUUCUAGUGCCGAAGAAGAGGAGGAGAAGCCUGCACCUAAGGCUGCUGCUCCUGCCAAGAAGGCCGCUGCUCCUGCUGCUGCUCCCGCCAAGAAGGCCGCUCCUGCUGCUGCUGCUCCUGCCAAGAAGGCUCCUGCUAAGAAGGCUGCUCCUGCCAAGAAGGAAGAGUCUGAAGAAGACUCUGAGGAUGAUUCUGAAGAUGACUCUGAUGAUGAUUCUGAUGAUGAUAGCUCUGACUAUGAUUCUGACGAAGAUAGCUCUGAUGAAGAACUUACUGCUACUCAACGUCUUGCAAUCCAAAAGAAGGAAGAAGCAGCUGCUCGUCGUAUUCAACGUCAACAAGAAGCUUUAGCUAAUCGUUCCAAGGACGAUUUGCGUUCUCCUAUUUGUUGUAUUCUUGGUCACGUCGAUACUGGUAAAACCAAGUUGCUCGAUAAGAUUCGUCAAACCAAUGUUCAAGAAGGUGAAGCUGGUGGUAUUACUCAACAAAUUGGUGCCACUUUCUUCCCUGCCGAUGCUAUUGAGAAGAAGACUGCUGUCCUCGGUGCUGAUCGUGCUGAGAAGCUCAAGGUUCCCGGUAUCUUGGUUAUUGAUACACCAGGUCACGAAUCUUUCACCAAUUUGAGAAGUAGAGGUAGUUCCCUCUGUAACAUUGCUAUUUUGGUUGUUGAUAUCAUGCACGGUCUUGAACCCCAAACUCUUGAAUCCAUUCGUUUGCUUCGUGAUCGUAAGACUCCCUUCAUUGUUGCCUUGAACAAGAUUGAUCGUCUCUUUGAAUGGAAGGCUAUUCCUGAUAACUCUUUCCUUGAUUCUCUUGCCAAGCAAAAGCCCUCUGUUCGUGCUGAAUUCGAAAAGCGUGUUGAUGAAACUUUGCUUGCUUUUGCUGAACAAGGUCUUAAUUCCCAACUUUACUACAAGAACAAGAACUUUGCCAAGUAUGUCUCUUUGGUGCCUACCUCUGCUCACACUGGUGAAGGUAUUCCUGAUAUGCUUAACUUGCUCAUCAACUUGACACAAUCUCGUAUGAGUGAAAAGCUUAUGUAUAUUACCGAACUCGAAUGUACUGUUCUUGAAGUCAAGGUGAUUGAAGGUUUAGGUACUACUAUUGAUGUUGUGCUUGUCAAUGGUUGGUUACAUGAAGGUGAUCGUAUUGUAGUGUGUGGUCUAAACGGACCGAUUGUGACGACUGUUCGUGCACUGUUAACACCUCAACCUAUGCGUGAAUUACGUAUCAAGUCACAAUAUGUUCAUCACAAGUCAGUUAAGGCUGCUUUGGGUAUUAAGAUUUCUGCUCCUGAUCUUGAAAAGGCAAUUGCUGGUUCACGUCUUUUGGUGGUUGGACCUGAUGAUGAUGUUGAGGAUUUGAAGGAAGAAGUUAUGUCUGAUUUAACCAACUUGAUGUCAUCUAUUGAUCGUACUGGUCAUGGUGUCUGGGUUCAAGCCUCUACUUUGGGUGCACUUGAAGCCUUAUUAGAGUUCUUGAAGACUUCCAAGAUUCCUGUCUCUGGUAUUAAUAUUGGACCUGUUCAUAAAAAGGAUGUUGUGAAGGCAAGUGUGAUGCUUGAAAAGGCAAGAGAAUUUGCAGUGAUGCUCUGUUUCGAUGUCAAUAUUGAUAAGGAAGCUGAAAUUUUGGCUGAAGAGAUGGGUAUCCGUGUGUUCCAAGCUGAUAUUAUUUAUCAUUUGUUUGAUCGUUUCCAAGAAUACCAUGCUUCUAUCACUGAACAAAAGCGUAAGGAUCAAGCUUCUUCUGCUGUCUUCCCUUGUGUGUUGAAGAUGAUUCCUCGUGCUAUCAUUAACAAGAAGGAUCCUAUUAUUAUUGGUGUGGAUGUGAUUGAAGGUACACUUAGACUUGGUACACCUCUUUGUGUGAUUAAGACCAAUGCUGAAACCCAACAACGUGAAAUUAUUACACUUGGUAAGGUCACCUCUAUUGAACAAAACCAUAAGACGAUGGAACAAGUCAAGAAGGGUGGUGCUGGUGGUGGUGUUGCCAUUAAGAUUGAGUGUGCCUCCUAUGAAACUCCUAAAACAUAUGGUCGUCACUUUGAAGAUAGUGAUGAAUUAUAUGCCAAGGUUACUCGUCAAUCUAUUGAUAUUUUGAAGGAAUCUUUCCGUAACGAUUUAUCCAAGGAAGAAUGGGCUCUUGUUGUAAAGCUCAAAAAAGUCUUGGGUGUUGAUUAAAUUUUUGGUUUAAACAAAUAAUAAUAUAUCACAAUAAAAAGGAAAGAAAAAAAAAAGGGUCUUUCCUAUCCUCUUUCUUUUUUGUCAAAACAUGCACAUAUUCAAUAAAAAAAAAAGUAUUUAGAAUUGAAA